Molecule: messenger RNA, 799 nt
Organism: Pseudo-nitzschia multistriata
Lineage: Eukaryota; Bacillariophyta; Bacillariophyceae; Bacillariales; Bacillariaceae
Source: the annotation of a GenBank genome assembly
UGGGCCACAAGUCGCGGUAGGUACAGGCAGGUACAGGCACUCGAAGUUCUGUCUGCGCAAAACAACACGAACACCAACGACCAACGACCAGGACCAGGACCAGGACAAGGAAAACCACUGACGAACCCUCCCUUCCUCCCUUUCUGCUGUUCUCUAUCGCACAAACAGGCGGUUUGGUCACGAAUUUAUGGUACGUGCGACGCGUUGUGCCGUGUUGUGUUGUGCCGUGUUGUGCCGUGCCGUGCAUCCAUGGCGGGUCGCGCGGCAAGAGACCGUUGCGGAUCGUCCGUCUGCCCAGCAGAGCCUUCGUUCGGCGGUUGUUUUCUAAGCAUCCAAGCAUUCCCUUCUUCCUUCCGCUGCCCUUCCCCCUUGUCACAGGAGUUCGAGGUCUGCCCCAGCGGCAAACUCCGCUACGCCAACAACAGCAACUACAAGGACGACAGCAUCAUCCGGAGGGAGGUCUGCCUCGGGACGGCCGUGGUGGAGGAGCUCAAGCGGAUCGUCCGGACCAGCGCGAUCAACUCGGUCGACGACGAGGAGUGGGAGGAGCCGACGGCCAAGGGGGGCCGCCGGUGGGAGCUCGAGAUCAAGAUCGGGAACGAGCACAUCUGCUUCGGCUGCGCCGAGAUCACCAGCCUGGCCGACAUACGGGACUCGUCCGAUCCGAGGGGGCUCACCAUCCUCUACUACCUCACCCAGGACCUCAAGUGCCUGGUCAUGAGCCUCAUCCACCUGCACUUCAAGGUCAAGCCGAUUCCCUUCUGAGUACGAAGGCGGGGCAGACGCGGCGUCGAACAAC